CCAGCCCUGGGAGUCCACUUGGAUCUGUCAGGGCUCUACUUCUGGGAAUCAGACACAAACAGCAACUCUAACUUUGGAAAGGGUCUUCCUCCCCAGUCUCUCUUUCUCUCUCUCUGGGUUUUGCAGUCAUGUAUCAGAGGCUGUGGUCGUGGAUGAUAUACCUUUCCGGACUCACCCUGCAGCUCCUUUGGAAUUGUGAAUAUGAUGAUAAGGUGGCUGCUGGAAGCCUUAACAAGACCCAGUAUUCCGGCAAAUGGUACUUCAUCAUGAUGGCAGCGGACUCGGAUGCCUCACUGCUCAAGUUCAGGGCCAUGGACAGCAACACCUUCCAGCUCACACCCAUGGAGGCAGAGCAGAAGCUGCUCCUCCGAGGAGAGAUCCGUCUCAGCCAGUCAAUGAAGUGUUUGUCUCGACAGUGGAUCUAUCACAUCAACAACAAGACGCAAGAGAUGAUCCUGGAAGGCCGGCCUUAUCAGAAGACGGAGAUCUUCGUGAACGACAGUGACGAUUAUAUUGUGCUUCUGGAAUCACAAGAUAAAGGAUCAGAGAGGUUCCAAAGGCUGAUGCUUUACGGCAGAUCUCCAGCCUUGACCGACUUUGCCCGCCUGAAGUUUGAACACCGUGCCAAGUGCAUGAACUUGACUGCCAUUUUUGUUCUGGAACAGGCCCAAGAGCCUUGUGAGAUAUCUUGAGUUACAAUUUCCAAUCUUCAGGACCUUGGAAAUCAGGACUACGAGGGUACAACUCCUGAACUAUCUCCUCUGCAUAUGCUAUUGGUUUGCCCCCUUAUGGAGCAUCGGACAUCACAAUUAUCUUGUUCGCUGACAAUUAAUUCAACUGCUCUCAACACACAUCAUAUACAGUGCCAUAGGACCAGGAGGCAGCCAUUUUGAGGCCACUCUGCCAUAUUCAGUAAAAUCUUGGCUGCUUUCAUACCUCACCUCCACCUAUCCCUCUCCCUAUUCUCCCCUCCACCCCACCCUCCCCAUAUCCAAAGUCCAAAGAUGUACUGGUUAGGUGAAAGAUUUCGAUUUUCCUUCGUGUCCACUUUCUUUUGCUGUUCCUGAAACGACAAGACACUUUUCCAUGUUCCGAAGCCAACUGGAUCAUGCAAAUGCGGUGAAGUUUUGGAAAUUUGAGCUCAGAGCAAAACACACCCAUAAUUGAAACAACUGAUGCUUUUUGCUCAGUUUGAUGCUUUUUAAUUUAUGCUCAUAGAUGCAAAAAUCAGGUGCAUUCUUUUAUGGGUGCGCAAACAAGAGACUCAAUUUUUUCAGUGUGUACCACUGGAACAGUUUGCUUCUAACCCCGAUUUCAUUUUUAUUUUGGGGGGAUUUGAACAAAAACCCACUAUCUAGAAAUGUGCAACCCAUUAUGAAGUGUAGAGAAUCAAAAUAUUGAACUUCAGACAUUACUGGUGAUAACUGCGAGCUAUUGUUUGUACAUACGUACCUUUGUUCACUAGGAAUGAGCAACGAAUAAAGAUCUUGCAUCUAUACUGGAAGUUUGUGAAA
This is a messenger RNA of Chiloscyllium plagiosum (whitespotted bambooshark), 1514 nucleotides long. Its product is annotated as apolipoprotein M-like. Gene Ontology annotation, cellular component: high-density lipoprotein particle; very-low-density lipoprotein particle; low-density lipoprotein particle. The record is from RefSeq and is a predicted model, not a curated record. Gene Ontology annotation, molecular function: lipid carrier activity; phospholipid binding. NCBI's taxonomy places the organism in Eukaryota, Metazoa, Chordata, Chondrichthyes, Orectolobiformes, Hemiscylliidae. Gene Ontology annotation, biological process: cholesterol efflux; high-density lipoprotein particle clearance; high-density lipoprotein particle assembly.